Pseudovirgaria hyperparasitica is the source of this 1190-nucleotide messenger RNA. RefSeq lists its product as uncharacterized. The coding region runs from base 147 to 887 and encodes 246 amino acids. Gene Ontology annotation, cellular component: mitochondrial inner membrane. The transcript has 2 exons. The record is from RefSeq and is a predicted model, not a curated record. Gene Ontology annotation, biological process: mitochondrial respiratory chain complex I assembly. Lineage: Eukaryota; Fungi; Ascomycota; Dothideomycetes; Acrospermales; Acrospermaceae.
UGAUGCCGGACUUUUACCAUACAAUGCCUUUCAAAGUGCUUUACCUCUUUGUCAUAAACAUUAUGAUGUCAAGUUGAUGUUAUGAUCUUCUUCCGUUCCCUUGAGUUGUGUUCUGCGUAGCAGGAACCAUCAUUGCCAACUUGUCCAUGGCAUCUUUUAGUUACAACGCUGCUCACACUCUGCGCGCCGUUGUUUCUCGUCCGUCGCUCUUCCUAGGUGGACAUCAUCACCAGAUACGCCCUACUCGACCCUAUCGCUGUCUUUCGUGUCGGAGUAAGCUCAUAGCACACCAGUAUCCAUCAUCGCAAUGCGCACGCCACCUACAUGGUUCCUUAAUAAGGGCUGCAGAGCCUCCUAAGUCUCGAUAUAGGGGUCCAGAGAGCAAGGAAGAGACGCAGACCGACUUUGCCGAUAUGAAUAUAUUGAGGAACACUCCGACCCCUGCAUCUUCAAUUGAUGCAUGCACGACCGAUGGCUUUCGUUUGAGUAGCGGGGAGCAGAUAAAAGACAGUGGUGUGCUCCUCGUGCAUGGGCAAGCUUUCAACUGGAGGCCGUGGACACGAGAAAUUGAGAAUGGCACUGUUGCUGACAUCCAGAGCGGAAGCGAGACAUUGCGGAAUGCGAAAGGAUUAUGGGAGGUCAGGAAAGAUGCUUGGGGUCUUCUAGAGAUGGUAUGGCCUAAACCAGAUCUACUCAUCAUCGGGACAGGCCCCAAUGUGAUGCCUAUAUCUCCUCGAACUCGAAAACACAUCAACGACUUGGGCAUAAGAAUCGAGGUCUCGGAUACUCGUAAUGCUGCAGCUCAGUACAAUCUUCUUGCAACUGAAAGAGGCUUGCAAGAAAUAGCCGCCGCCAUCAUACCAAUCGGUUGGAAAGAAGGGAGAUAGAAGAGAAUCAUCUCUUGCCCUGCGGAGCUGAGCAACGGUGUAAUUGAGCUGCGAAGCCACUUGUGCAUCAGUACCUUAAGUCGAAAAGCUCAUACUUGGAGCUCUCACCACAUUGUACCAAUAGUCUAGUUGGAAGAGGUCAGCCUGAGUAGCUUAGGCGGUUGAACACGAUGACUAUGCGGUAGUCCAGCUGGUGAAGUUUGAGUAAAGCAUUGUACAUAUGUAGCAAUUAAUGGGUAUAUACCAAUUAGGGACAGGCUCAAACAUUUAUGUAUAUCUUCCGUUAGGAACACCAAGUGGCAC